CUCUCGUUUCUGAUCUCCAGCAACACCCAGAAUGGAGCAUCGGCGCGAAAGGUUAGUUCAGUGAGACUUCCGUUAUCUCCUUCCAAUCUUCUCCAUCCCUGCUAUGACUUUGACCACGUGCGCUGCUCGCUUCUCUCGGCUUCUUCCUCCUUCUCCUACUUCUCCUCCAAGUCUCCCUAAACUUUGCGAAACAUGCGCUCUUCACUGUGACAACAAUUCUUUUCUGCCUCGGCUUCUGGGAAGUUCCUCAGUUUCGUUCAAUAUAUCGAAAUUCAUCAAGGCUAAAGCUUCUGUGAGCGAGAGCGAUCAUGAGAUUUCAGAAAACAACGUUUCCGAGUUAUUGGACCAAGAGUUGCUCGCAAGAAUUGCUGCUGCUGAAGACGCCAAUGAGGCAUUGCAGAUGAUCGCUGAAAGGUCUAGAAAAGAUGAAGGUGUCGUUUGCACGGCUGAUUGUUGCUCCAUUAUAUCAGCGGCACUUAAUCGAAACAAUGCAGAGCUGGCUUUGUCGGUAUUCUUCGCUAUGCGCGCCAGUUUUAAUCAAGGUUAUUAUGAUUACGUUGCUGAGGACGGUCCUUUGAUUAAGAGAUGGAGGUGGUCUAGGCCAAAUGCACAUGUCUAUACAUUGUUAAUUCAGGGUCUUGCAUCAUCAUUGAGGGUUUCAGAUGCUCUUAGGGUGAUUAAAUAUAUUUGUGAAGUGGCAGCAUCUCCUGGUGAGGAGGUUCCUUUUGGAAAGUUAGUCAGAUGUCCUAGUUGUAGGAUAGCCGUUGCUGUUGCACAGCCACAACAAGGUAUUCAGUUGGUAUCCUGUGCAAAGUGUCGCUACCAAUAUGAACUUGUUUCUGGUGACAUAAUCUGUAUUCAAUCAGAAGAAAUCAGCAUGGAUAUUACGCCAUGGGAAAGGGGGUUAAAAUUCCUUCAACUGAAGAAGCAAAGCUUUCCUGCUGCAGUUCAUUCUAUUGUGGUGCAGACCCCUUCAGGGAUGGCUCGUACGCAUAGAUUUGCCACUGAAACAGUUGAUGUGCCAGCGCAAGUAGGAGAAAGGGUAACUGUUGCUGUGGCAGCUCCAUCCAAUGUCUAUAGAGAGGUGGGCCCCUUUAGGUUUAGUCCUAGGGCCCCUGAUUUCUAUCCUGGUGAGGCUAUGUGUUUGACGAACCACAAAGAUGGCCGAGAAUCACUUCUGUUAAGAGCCCCAAGAAAGGAAGGAGAUUCAUCAUUGCUUAAACCCUCUUUCCUCUUUCCUCUUCUUGCUGUAUUUGCAACCGGUGAUGCUGCAUCUGGACUUAUUGACCCCAGCCUGCCCCAGUUUAUAUCAGUUGUUGCAGUUUCAUCUCUUGCUGUUGGGGCAACAUUAAAUUCUUUUGUUUUCCCCCGGUUGAAUCAGCUUCCACAAGGAUCAGUCGAAGCAAUUGCUAUCAAACAGCAACUUUUAUCUCAAUAUGAUGUGCUUCAGUCUCGCAUCAAAGACCUAAAAGAAGCUUCUGAAAAAGAGGUAUGGAUGCUGGCUCGAAUGUGCCAACUGGAAAACAAAAUUUCUGUCGUUGGAGAACCCUCAUAUCGGGCUCGUAAAAGUAGAAUCAAGAGGGUACAAGAGAGCUUGCAAAAGUCCCUCACGGGACGGAUUGAAUUGAUUGACAGCUAUGCCAGAAUCUCUUCAAUGAUUGAAAUUGAGGUGGAGAUGGACACUGAUGUUCCCGCAGCAGAAACUGCCAGCAAUGCGGAUAGUAUCAUGGAACAGAUACAACAAAUCAUGGAGCUUGAAAAUCUUGAGGAGAGAUGGAAAAUACAAGUCGAAGCCAAUGAUGAGGCCGAAAGACUUCUUAGCUCACAGCCCUUACCUGAUGAAGAAGUUUAACCAUGUUCAGACGCACCGGGUUUAUACGGCUGCAUCAUUAGGAGCGGACUUGUAUCCGAUGAAAUGGGAUGGCGUGGCAUCUGAAAAGGGCCACUAAAGAUGGGCCUUCUGUCUCCAGAAGCCGAGCGUGGAUCACAGGUCACAGCACAUAGUGGGUAAAUUCAUUUUAAAUCAUCUUGGUUGCACUAUUUUACAGAUGAGCAGGCCUUUUAAAGCCAUAGUAUAUUAGGGAUUAUUAUUUAUUAUCGAGUAAUCAUUGUUGAUCUUUCCUAU
This is a messenger RNA of Neltuma alba, 2125 nucleotides long. RefSeq lists its product as uncharacterized. Bases 104 to 1852 code for a protein of 582 amino acids. The transcript has 13 exons. The record is from RefSeq and is a predicted model, not a curated record. Lineage: Eukaryota; Viridiplantae; Streptophyta; Magnoliopsida; Fabales; Fabaceae. Gene Ontology annotation, molecular function: protein binding.